UCUUCCUACCUUGUCCAUUCUAGCCCCUAAACAAUUUGGAACCAUGAAGUGGGUAAUAUUCAUUUCUUUUCUUUGCCUGGUGAGCUUUGCAGAAUUGAAAAACCUACCCAGAAGAUAUCGGCAUGUUGGUGAUCAGGAUAGGAGCAUCAAACGUUUCACUAAUAUAACAUCUGAGCAGUUUGCAGACAUAGCCUUAAUCUUAUUCAGUCAAACUGUACAGUGUGCCACCUUGGAGGAGACAAAAAUACUGGUGGAAGUUUCUGUAGCAUUUCACCAGCAAUGUACUGUUGAUAAAUAUUAUGACCCAGAUUGUGAAAAACCUGUGGGAACAGUUUUCCUGAAUGCAGUCUGUCAUGAUGAAGGGUUUUCCAAGAAAUAUGAAUUUAAUGAGUGUUGUGCUAAGGCUGAUCCAGAAAGAAAUACAUGUAUUGUGUCCCAUAAAAACAAAGCUGCAGGAUGUAUUACUCCCUUUGUUCCUCCAACUGUAGAGGACGGUUGCAAAGCAUAUCAGAAUGACAGAAAAUAUGUUCUGUCCAAAUAUCUUCAUAUUGUGUCCAGAGAAAAUCCUUCUACAGAACCUGUUUUGCUUCUUUAUGGAGCUCAAAGCUAUGAUAAGGUAUUGGAAACUUGCUGUGAAGCUGCUGAUAAAGUUGCCUGUUUCCAGGAAAAGGCAACAGAAGCCAAAAAUAGAUUGAAGGGAAAAAUUGACGAACUAGAGAAUAGAUGUUCCAUUAUAGAGAACCAUGGAGGGGAUGAUUUAUAUUUCUUGGAAUUUGUUGAGACAAGCAAGAAGUUCCCCAAUGCUGAUCAGGCAACUGUAGCCCAUAUUGCUAAAAAUGUGGCACACAUCCUUCAGGAAUCCUGUACAGGGAAUACACUGGAGUCUUUACUCGACACGCUAGGUAUGUUAGAGGAUCUCUGUAAAAAAGAAGUUUCUAUAUCUGCUAACCUUGAUCGUUGCUGUGAAAAGCCUCUGGUGGAGAGAGCAGAAUGCCUUAUUCAAUGGGAAAAUGAUGAAAGGCCUACUAAUCCGCCCCCACCAUGCGAAGAAAUCAUAAAUAAGGCAGGAGCAUGUCAAUCUUAUGCUGAACAUAAAAAGGAUCAUUUGGAAAGCUUUCUUUUUAAAUUAAAAAAAUGCCACACUGACUAUCCUACACUGAUUUAUCUGGACACUUUACAACAAUAUAAAGACUUGCUGGAAAAAUGCUGCAAAGGAGAAGAUUCUGAACAGUGUUUGCAUACAGGGGAAGAACAACUGAAAUUACCCAAUUCUAUGAUUCAGAAAGUGUUGAAAAAAAAUUGUGAAGAGUAUAAAACAAUAGGAGGAUACUUCUUCCAAAAUGAAAAGAUUGUCAAGUAUACCAAGAUUAUGCCCCAAAUGCCAUCUGCAAAUCUGAUUAAGCUCACAAAAAAGUUGGCAGAGGUUGCUGGGAAAUGCUGCAAUUUGGAUGAUGAUCACCAAACCUCAUGUGCUUUGGAAAAUACAGAUAAAGCGAUGGGAUAUGCAUGUACAUUUCACAAAUGGCAUCACAUAAACAGACAAGUUUGCAGUUGCUGUGCUAACUCCUUUAUCAGACGUUGGGAAUGUAUCAGUAACUUAGGAACAGAUCCAUCCUAUGACCCUCCUACAUUCCAACCAAAAGUAUUGGAUAACCCUGAAAAGUUGUGCUCAUCUGAUGAACAUACUGUGAAAGAAACUAAGCAAAGCGUGCUUAUGGACUUGAUAAAAUCCUUCCCAAACAUCACAGAGACAGACCUUGCAGCUACAACCGUAAAGUUCCUUGCCCUGCAGACACAGUGCUGUGAAGCUGAAGACAAAAACGAAUGCUUCAAUACAGAGGGUAAAAAACUGAUUGAACAGAUCAUCGCUGAUCUUGGAGGCCACUAACUAUCUCAGCUUUCACAAUUGAAGAAUGCUGGAGAUAAAGUCCAAACAUCCCCAGGCACCCUUCAUGGUGGCUUUCUUGUUAUAUGCCAGCUUUCUAAUGCCAAGGACAAGCAAUUUGAUUCUUGCCUCAAAUUUAUUUCUCAUGAUAGUGUUACUAUCGAAAAUGAAUAAAGUCUUUAAAAGGAAA
Molecule: messenger RNA, 2075 nt
Organism: Candoia aspera
Lineage: Eukaryota; Metazoa; Chordata; Lepidosauria; Squamata; Candoiidae
Product: albumin-like
Exons: 15
Coding region: 44-1888 (614 amino acids)
Biological process (GO): transport
Cellular component (GO): cytoplasm; blood microparticle
Source: RefSeq, a predicted model, not a curated record